Messenger RNA from Gavia stellata (red-throated loon), 1566 nucleotides. Its product is annotated as transcription factor E3-like. NCBI's taxonomy places the organism in Eukaryota, Metazoa, Chordata, Aves, Gaviiformes, Gaviidae. Gene Ontology annotation, biological process: regulation of transcription by RNA polymerase II. Gene Ontology annotation, cellular component: nucleus. Gene Ontology annotation, molecular function: DNA-binding transcription factor activity, RNA polymerase II-specific; protein dimerization activity; RNA polymerase II cis-regulatory region sequence-specific DNA binding. The record is from RefSeq and is a predicted model, not a curated record.
AUGUCCCGUGGGGCGGCCGAGGGGGCCCCCGCGCCCCCCGGCCCCCCCCCAGCGCCGCCCCCCGGGCGCCCCACGGUCUACGUCCUGCUGGAGGGGCCUAGCGCCCCUGACACCCUCCGGCUGCUCAGCCUGAGCUCCGUGCUGCCUGAGUCGGGGAUCGUGGCCGACAUCGAGUGGGAGCCAUCUGGCGGGGGGACCCCCGGGGACACCCCCAGUGACCCCCCCCGGGGGGACCCCCCCGGAGACCCCCCCGGGACCCCCGCAGACGCCCCCGGCACCUUCUACUGCCUGAAGAGUCAGCCCCUGCCCGACAGGUACCUGUGACCCCCCCAGCAACCCCCGGCCCCUCGGCCCCCCACUGCCCCCCCCCCCGCUGCCCCCCCCUCCUCCCGGGUGCUGCUGCGGCAGCAGCUGAUGCGGGCGCAGGCGCAGGAGCAGGAGCAGAGGGAGAGGAGGGGCCCCCCUGGCCCCCCCCCCGGCCCCGGCCCCUCACCCGCCAUCGCCGUUGGUGCCCCCCCACCCCGGGCGCCCCCCCACGUGCCCCCCGAGGUGCUCAAGGUGCAGACCCACCUGGAGAACCCCACGCGCUACCACCUGCGGGCAGCCCAGCGGCAGCAGGUCCGGCAGUACCUCACCUCCGCCCUGGGCCGGGGCCCCCCCAGCCCCCCGGGGCCCCCCCCGGCCCCCCCCCACCCCCCACAGCCCCUUGCACUGCUCCACAUUGGGCCUGGCUCUGAAAAGGAGAUCGAUGAUGUCAUCGAUGAGAUCAUCAGCCUGGAAUCCAGCUAUGACGAGCUGCUCAGCUUCGGUCCGGCCGAGGGCGGUCUCCAGCUCCCGAACACGCUGCCUGCCCCUGGGCCCCUCCUGGAGGUGUUCAGCCCCCCCCAGGGGGGCAGCAGCUCCUGCCCCGCCGAGCUGCCCCGUGUCAAGGCUGAGCUCUCAGAAACAGAGGCAAAGGCACUGCUGAAGGAGCGGCAAAAGAAGGACAACCACAACCUGAUUGAGCGGCGCCGACGGUUCAACAUUAACGACCGCAUCAAGGAGCUAGGGACCCUCAUCCCCAAAUCCAAUGACCCGGAGAUGCGCUGGAACAAGGGCACCAUCCUGAAAGCCUCAGUGGAUUACAUCCGCAAGCUGCAGAAGGAGACACAGCGCUCCCGAGAGCUCGAGCUGCACCAGCAGCGCCUGGAGCAGGCGAACCGCAGCCUCCAGCUCCGCGUCCAGGAGCUGGAGCUGCAGGCGCAGCUGCACGGGCUCCCCCUGAGCCCUCCGGCAGCCCCAGCGGCUGAGGGGGGCUGCGAGGAGGCCCCCGGGGGCCCCCCCUUCCCCCCGGGGGGCCCCCCCACUCCCCAGUGCCUCCUGGACCUGGCGCUGGCUGAGGACCUGCCCCCAGGGCUGGGCCUGCCCCUGGGCCUGGGGGGGCCUGAGGGGAGCUUGGAUGACAUCCUGAUGGAUGACAGCGGGGGACUGUCACCCCUCGGCCCCCCCGGCGCCCUCCUCGCCUCCCCGGGGCCCUCCCGCGCCUCCAGCCCCCGCAGCAGCCUCAGCAUGGAGGACGACCCCUGA